Molecule: messenger RNA, 1836 nt
Organism: Verruconis gallopava
Lineage: Eukaryota; Fungi; Ascomycota; Dothideomycetes; Venturiales; Sympoventuriaceae
Exons: 3
Coding region: 462-1094 (210 amino acids)
Source: RefSeq, a predicted model, not a curated record
GCUCGCGCCUCAGCUGAAUCGCAUCAGUAUCUUCGUUCAACCAUCUGCCAGCUGUGGUUUUGUCUUUCGUUCAUUCCAACUCUCCUUUUUCAAUUUUUGACUCCACAGUGUUGAUUCAAUGGCACCAGCGGGCCGUUCAGCGUUCGCUGAACAUCUGCCAAGAGCACCUCCAUAACCCGGAAUCACGUCCUCAUUGCACAGUGCACCGUUGAGCCCCGUUACCAUCCCUGGUGCUUGACCUGCCUUGCUGCCCUAUGAUCUGUACUCACAACGUAACCGACAUGAUGUUCUACACACUUUCCCAAGCUUUAUAUCAAGAUGUCGUAUGGCAUUGUCGCAAAAGCCCACAUCUUGCUUAACACCUAGGCAGGCAAUUUGCUCAGCGGCCCUCCUUUAAGGCCAGCCAAUUUCGGUCGAAAAAGUUGCUGACUGAUCUCUACACCUUUCAUUCAUGAGCGAGCAUGAUGGCGGAUGGAUACAACCACGCGAGAGCAAUGCGCGUUGCGGAGAUCAUAUCAGACUUUCGAAAUCUGCAGCAUUACAUGGCACAGAUACAAGCAAAUCCAUCAGCAGAGGAGUACUAUCUCCCUGGUUAUAGCUUGCUGCGCGCCUGCAUUACCGAAGCGCAAGCAGUGCUCGCCUCUCCAUACGUUUAUGGAGGCAACGCAGAUCCUGAGGGAGAUCUCGAAGCUGAGAAGGCUCAACUGCGGGCAAUAAUUAUCGAUGCAGGCGUGAGGCGAUUCCAACUGCAGAGAUGUUACCUACGCGCCGUCGCAGCACUUAGAUGGAUUAACGGUCGAGCCCAGAUCUUACAAGGUCAGCAACCGCACUCAGGACACACUGCACAACUACAACAAGUAGAUGCCACGCUUCAGCAGGUUAGUAAACCCCUGAACUGCCUUUCCUCCGGAGUUUGGAUGGUCACGGAGAGUCAACAUGAGCGGGCGCCGUGGCUGCCCAUUAACACUCUGCUAUGUUUAAAUCUUGUCGAUUUUGACAGCCGGAAGCGAGAUCGAUUGGACCCCCUGAAUGCGCGAGUGAAUAGUCUAUCUUUCUCGCCAUUAAAUGGCCCCACCGUAGUGGGGUCCUCUUAGCCGCGAACCUUUAGCCUUCUUGGCACAUGCGGUAACAACUCCGAGAACUUUGCUUUCUAUUACCUGUUUCUGGGCCGUGGGAGAGAGACGAUUCGGGCUAAUAAGGUUCUUGCCUAGGAGGUCGCAUCUAUAACGGACCAGCACGUCGAAUACUCGCUGCGAGCGCAGGACACCGUACAAGGCAAAUGGCUGGACGAGGAUCCUUCCCUCGCAACUAUCCUGUCACGCUUGCGAAGGAGUUGACAAUCAGCCUCUCGAGGGCGUACGACUCGAAAAGACUUGACAAUAAGUAUCCUGGUGAAGGACACAUCAAGACCGACGGUCUGAACGAGCGCGCGUUUGGCCACAACGAGGUACUGUUUCUUACUCUCACCUAAGUCCUGGCGACUGGUGUACACCUUUCCUAAUUCAUCAUUUGGGUGCCUGUGGUCGCGGCGACUGAUUUUUGCCAUGCCCACUGAGGACAAAAAAAGCAACAAAAAAAGGGGGAGCGUAAAAUAUAGGGAGGCAAUGGAAUGGCCAGGUCAAUCUCAUCCACAUAUGUAUACUUGCACAGAUACAUAUUGUUAUACCUCACAGCAUUUUAAAGGGGCGGCGCAGAGCACUACCUCGUUCGUUGAGCCUCUUACCCUUCGAGAGGGCGUGGGUUUCGAAUCAUUUUUGAACUGUGUUCCACAUAUUCUGCGGCUGCAGAAAUGUUAUCUAAGCAUCUGUUUAAUAAAUAUUCAUUUUCUGACUACAA